CGCGAGUCGAGAGCUUUUAGAUAGGUAUGUUCGGCAGCCGCCUUUCCUGCUACAGGCUAGCGUGACGGGCGCGCGCCUGACGAGGAUCUGGGCCGUGCAGCAGGGCGCGGCAUCGCCUUCUACCUCACUUGCACUUGCACUCCAUCUACACUCGCAUCCACACCGUCCAAAAUCCACAACCGCAAGCGACUCGUCAGCGAACAAAAUAAUCCCCGCUCGAGCCAAUAGACCGCGAGCUCAGACGAGCACCUCCGCAUCAAAACCCUAUCUACCCUCCUCCAUCGGGAGUCGCCAAAGCCAUCACCUCACACACCUACCAUGGCGCCCGCAAUGAUCAACGUCCUCCUGACGUCCUUCCCAGGCCUGGGGCUGCCAUCGACGCUCUCGCUCCCCCUGCCCAGCACAGCGAGCAUAGCGGACUUCGCAGACGCGCUCGCGCAGCGCAUGCCCGCCGUCAACAACCGGCUGCUAAUCACAACCUCAUCGAACAAGCUCCUCUCGCCGCAGUCCUCCGCGCCACUAGCGACGCUCCUCUCAUCCGCGAGCGACAGCUUCCUGCCGCUGCGCCUGUCCGCGCCCCUCUGCGGCGGCAAGGGCGGCUUCGGCUCCCAGCUGCGCGCCGCCGGCGGGCGCAUGCGCAAGAAGCGCGGCGCCGGCGAGGACAACGGCUCCUCGCGCAACCUGGACGGCCGUCGGCUGCGCACUAUCAACGAGGCGAAGGCCCUGGCGGAGUAUCUGGCUGUCAGGCCCGAGAUGGACCAGAAGGAGAAGGAGGAGCGCCGUAAGCGGUGGCAGGAGAUUGUGGAUGCAGCGGAGCGCCGGGAGGAGGAGAUCAAGAAGGGUGGUGGGAAGGGCCGCUUGAAUGGCGAGUGGGUCGAAGCGAAGGACGAGGCUACCGAGCGCACCAGGGAGGCUGUCUUGGCGGCUAUGAAGGCGGGCGAUAUCUCGGAUGCUUUGGGCAAGAAAGAGAGUGAUACUUCGGCUUCUCCUUCCGAGGGCUCCGACAGUGAAGAAGAUGCAGCAAAGCCGACUCCAGGCGCCUCGAAGCCUUCGAGCGCUUCGAAGCCUGCUCCAGCUCCGAGGACUUUCUUUGGUUGGGAUGAGGAUGAGGAUAUGAGCGAUGAGGAAGAUGAGGAAGACGAGGGUGACGAGGGUGAGCCUGCCUCGGCUACGAUCACGAACUAGAACAAAACCGAGGACUAAGAAUUCUCUUACUGGUUCAUGGGCGCUAUAAUGGGAGGCGUUCUGGGGAUUUUGUUUUACUAGGCGUUGCGUCUGCGUGCAGAUUGACAUCUUUGCUGGUUGUACAGCUGCUGCCUGGCUGGAGUGAGCUGCUGGACAAAUUGCUAGCUGCUGGGGGAGAACGAAGACCGCGGAUCAGGCUGCUGGGCGAGUUUCUGGGGCGAUGGAAGCGGGUUAGUUAGGCUAUUCAGUCUACCCAGUCAGCGGCUGGCUGCAAGCUGCCGAGCGAUUGCGUGUGCGUGCGGGGUUAAGAAGGUGCGGAAGUAUAAAAGAGCUGCGAAGAAGCAGGGUGACAGCGAGCAAUGAAGAACCGCAGUAGAAUGCAUAAAAGGCCAGCCGACU
Aplosporella prunicola CBS 121167 is the source of this 1584-nucleotide messenger RNA. RefSeq lists its product as uncharacterized. Gene Ontology annotation, cellular component: nucleus. Lineage: Eukaryota; Fungi; Ascomycota; Dothideomycetes; Botryosphaeriales; Aplosporellaceae. Bases 319 to 1185 code for a protein of 288 amino acids. The transcript has a single exon. The record is from RefSeq and is a predicted model, not a curated record.